GCUUGCGUACUCUCCGUUUCUGGUGCUUUUCUGCUUGAUUCCAGUACAUCAUUACCACCUAAAAAUGGACUAAUGACUGAUGGCCACUACGAAACACUAUUUAGAUUCUUUCUUGAUGAAAGAAAAACGAGAAUGCAGUUGCAACAAUAUGUGUUAAAUUUUGAUGCAAAAUUUGAUAAAUUGGCACAGCAGUGCAAUAGCUGUCACAGCAUGUCCACUCAACCACCGAUGAUGAAGUCAAGGAAUGAGACAGAGGAACUGGAAUCAAAAUAUCAGCAGCUGACUUUGAAAUUUGAAUCUAUGAAACUCAAAUUAGAACAGGAGUUGGCCUCUACCCAAAACAAGACCUCGUUGUUGGAACAGGAAGUUAUGAAUCUUAAACAAGUUAAAUCUAUCGACCAAAUUCAGACGUUAAGCAACGUUAAACAGAAGGUUCAAACCUUGACAGCCGAUGUCCAAUCCGUAAUGGUUAGUAACCAGGCACGUAUCCAGGACUUAAUUGCAAUGUAUAAUGACCAAAACGCAACUAAACAACGAAUUAUCGUACUGGAGAGCAUUGCCAAAUCACUGGAAAAUAAUCAGAGUCUUAUAAAUGCUAGAAUGAAAGAAAAUGACGAAUAUGUUGGUUUUACAGGAUUUGGUACAGGAAAUGGAAAGAAAUCACAUGGUUACCAGCUUAAAUUCCCUUCGAUCAUAUCCUCAUAUGGCAUAGCUAAUGUGUCGUCGAUUAAGAAUACUGGUACCUUUAUUUGUGAGAAGAAAGGACUUUAUAUAAUUCUUGUUACAGUGAUGAUUUGUUCAGAAAGCAAUUCCAGAUUUGCAAUUUAUAUAAACAAUCGACAAUUCGAAUAUUACGUAGGAAGUUCAUCUGGUUCUACACAAAAUUGUAAUUCAGGGACAGGAGCUGUAGUUGUUGAACUUCAUGUUGGUGAUGCUAUUAACGUUAGAAAUGUUGAUGGAAGCGUUGGUCUUUACGAAAAUUGGUCAUCAUUUUCAGCAUUUAGAUUAAAUUGA
Molecule: messenger RNA, 1014 nt
Organism: Mytilus trossulus (common blue mussel)
Lineage: Eukaryota; Metazoa; Mollusca; Bivalvia; Mytilida; Mytilidae
Exons: 2
Coding region: 73-1014 (313 amino acids)
Molecular function (GO): protein binding
Source: RefSeq, a predicted model, not a curated record